AAAAAAAGAAAGAAGGGGGCGAGAAUCCAGACAAUGUGUGAUAGGGAUUCAUUUCCACUGACCACGCCAUACGCAGCGUUGUGAUAUCAGUGUUAUUUGGGAGCAGUUCCUGGCGUUUAUUCUGCGGCUUUUGCUUAUGCACAUCAGGCGGCGGCGAGGGCUGCGGCAAGCACUGGCCUGACAGAUGCGAGAGGAGAAAAGGGGAGAAACGCGAUGGAUGUGACUCUUAUAAGGAAUGAAUGAAAGGACCUGCUGCUCUUAUCACUGCACUGUUAUUUAUUAUAACUGACGCCCAGCAGAAGAAGGAGCAAUCUGAUCUGUUCGGUGGAUCAGCAGUAGACGGACGAGCAUAUUAGUGAUCUCUUUUAUUCAGUGCCUGUUUGUGGCAGGAUGAGUUUCGAAAGGCUAUGAUGGCGAAAAAGCAAGAUGCACGAUCGCCCAUUUACAACCUCAUUGUGGUGGGUUUGUCUGGAACAGAGAAGGAGAAGGGGCAAUGUGGGGUGGGCAAAUCCUGCCUGUGCAAUCGGUUUGUGCGACCCAGUGCUGACGAUUUCUACCUGGACCACACAUCAGUUUUAAGCACCAGUGACUUUGGGGGUCGUGUGGUUAACAAUGACCACUUUCUAUUUUGGGGGGAGGUGUCUCGGGUCCUGGAGGAGGGCCCUGAGUGCAGGAUGCAUGUUGUGGAGCAAACCGAAUUCAUAGAUGACCAGACAUUUCAGCCACACCGUAGCACUGCUAUGCAGCCCUAUAUCAAACGAGCGGCUGCGACCAAGUUGGCCUCGGCAGAGAAACUCAUGUACUUCUGCACAGAUCAGCUGGGUUUGGAGCAAGACUUUGAGCAAAAGCAAAUGCCAGAAGGGAAACUGCAGGUUGAUGGCUUCCUGCUUUGUGUUGAUGUGAGCCGCGGCAUGAACCGUAACUUUGAUGACCAGCUGAAAUUCGUCACAAACCUUUAUGGCCAGCUCAGCAAGACCAAGAAGCCCAUCGUGCUGGUGCUGACCAAAUGUGACGAAGGUGUUGAGCGCUACAUCAAAGAUGCGCAUACCUUUGCGAUCACAAAGAAAAGCCUCCCAGUAGUCGAGACUUCUGCUCGCUCAAAUAUUAAUGUGGAUCUAGCCUUCCUCACGUUGGUUCAGCUUAUUGAUAAGGGCAGGGGCAAGCCCAAGAUCAUACCUUAUUUUGAAGCCCUGAAACUCCAGAGUCAGCAGAUAGCCUCAGCCAAGGAUCGCUACGAGUGGCUCAUUAACCGUAUCGUCAAGAAUCAUAAUGAAACUUGGUUAAAUGCCAGUCGACGAAUGAACAACUCACCAGAGUACAAAGAAUAUGUUUUCUUGGAAGGAACAGCUAAAUGCAAAAAGCUUUUUCAACAGCACGUCUACCGCCUGAAGCAGGAGCACAUCGAGAGGCGUCGCAGGAUAUAUCUUAGCACUCUCCCUUUAGCACUUAGUUCACUGGUGCCGGAUCUCGAUGAAAUAGAUCAGCUGAGCUGGUCUGGAGUGCAGAAAGUGCUUGAGUCCAAGCAGCACUUUACUCACUGGUUUGUGGUUCUGGAGGAUUCUCCAUGGGAAGAUACAUCUCACAUAGACAACAUGGAGGAUGAGCGAAUCCCCUCUGAUCUUCUGGAGACUGCUGAAGCAGAAGAUAUAUUCAAUGCCCAUCUGGAACAUCUAAGAAAUGAAUGUAGACGUGCAGAAAUAAGACAGGAGUUUAAGCAAAAGUUAGCAUCCUCUCCCUUUGUUACCCCUGGUAAACCAUGGGAGGAGGCCCGCAGCUUCAUCAUGAAUGAGGAGUUUUAUCAGUGGCUCGAGGAGCCGGAGUACUUGGACCUGUACAACCGCCAUCAAAAGGAGAUUAUUGACCGUGCUAAAGAAGACUUCCAGGAGCUUCUGCUUGAAUACUCUGAGCUUUUUUAUGAGCUUGAAGUGGAUGCCAAGCCUAGCAAAGAAAAGAUGGGAGCAAUUCAGGAGGUUCUGGGAGAGGAGCAGAGGUUUAAGGCGCUGCAAAAGCUUCCUGCUGAAAGAGAUGCCCUUGUGCUGAAGCAUAUUCACUUUGUCUAUCACCCCACCAAGGAAACAUGCCCCAGUAGCCCUCACUGUGGAGACUCUAAGAUUGAGCAACUCCUAGCAUCUCGUUUUCCCACCUGUUACCCCUUCUUUGAUGUGAAAGCUCAUUUUGGGGACACCAAAGCUGAUAGAAUUAAUUUGGUCAUCCUAGGUAAGGAUGGGUUGGCCAGAGAAUUUGCCAAUGAGAUUAGAGCUCUGUGCACAAAUGAUGACUGGUAUGUUUUAGAUGGGAAGAUGUAUGAGUUGACACUGCGGCCCAUUGAGGGGAACGUUCGUCUUCCAGUAAACUCCUUCCACACCCCCACAUUUACCCCUCAUGGAUGUCUUUGUCUGUAUAACUCAAAAGAUUCUCUGUCUUAUGUGGUAGAAAGUCUUGAGCGACUUAGGGAAUCAACUCUAGGUCGAAGGGAUAGCCAGCUGGCUCAACUGCCAACAUCCCUUCUUUUAGUCACUAAAAGAGGAGUGGGCUCAUAUGUUGAUAUAGGUGGAGACACUGCCUUAAACCUAAUAACACAGGGACAACAAGUUGCAAGGAGACUACAGUGUAGCUUUUUAGACCCAGCCUCCCCCGGUGUGGGCUAUGGGCACAAUGUAAGUGAGACUCAGAUCAAUCAGGUGCUGAGAGGCCUUCUUGAUGUUCGAAGGAGCACAUCUUUUAGUAGCAGCUCCCCGCCUCUCCUCCCUGAGCCUCCCGGCCUCCGAGACUCUCCACAUCAGCCAGCCCAAGAGGCAGACCUACGCAUUGUCAUGUGCUUAAUGUGUGGAGACCCCUAUGACAUUGAACAGCUCCUGUCUCCUUUCCUGAUGCAUCAGCAUUGCAGACCUAUGUCGAAUAGUGGCACUUCUGUGUUGUUAGAGCAGACCAUUGGGGGGCACAAGCUGGCCAUAGAGCUUUCUCUCCUCUCAUAUCAUGCCUCGUUCACUUUAAGGAAGAGCAGGUUAGUGCACGGCUAUAUUGCUGUGUACUCAGUCACCCGGAAAGCUUCCCUGGAGACCCUGUGUGCAUUCUUAUGUGAGGUUCAGGACAUUAUCCCCGUUCAGCUGUUGGCAGUAGGAGAUAGUCAGGCUGAGCUCACCGACAGCGACUUUGCCUGUGAACAGCUGAUUCAGGGGGAGGAGCUGGCCCAUGAGAUCGAGGGUCGUUUCAAUAGUGUGGUUUGUGGAUCUGGGGGAGUGGUGGGAGGCCUGCACAGAAUAGAAAUGUUCCAUUCAUUUCUGAUGGAGGUGGUAGAGAAGCGCAACAUUGUGGAGGCCACGCAUAUGUAUGACAACGUUGCAGAAGCGUGCACCGUUGAAAAUGUAUACUCCCCACGCUGCAUCUCUCCCAGUCCCGUGACCAUGUUUGUGGAUUCGGAGGAUGACGUAGAGCCUUCUCCACCGUAUUACGACGGCACUCUCUCCUCUCACGGCGGCGGCUUCAACAUGCCUGACUUGGACUCCAGUGACAUCUCUGUCAUAUCUGAUAUCAGAGACUUUGAAAAUAAGCUCAACAACAAAAUACCCCCCCAAGUGAGGGUAAAACCAGGUGUCACUUUUGACUUCCGGAAGGUUAGCCGUAGUCCCUACAUAGACACCCUAGGUCAUCGUCGGUCCUUGCCCUCUGCUGUUACCUGGGUACCUGGUGGAGAUGUGGGUUACGACCCCUCAGACUACGCCGAACCCAUUGAUGCCGUCUCAAAGCCCCGCCCUAGCAACGAAGAAAUCAUCUACUCAGUCCCACAUGACAGCACCCAGGGCAAAAUCAUUACCAUCCGCAACUCCAACAGGAUGCAUUCAAAUGGAAAUGGCUCAGACAGCGAGGCAGACAGCAGCUCUUUGGAGCGAAGGAGGAAGUUCUCAGCGAUCGGAGUGAAGCCCCGACUGUACCGCGACCGCUCGAAGCGUCUGGGCAAGUUUAGCAGUUUCCGUACAAGCUUUAUAGGCAGCGACGAUGAAAUGGGAGCUCUGUCAAAGUCCAAAGAUGACGACUUUGGGACUUUGAAAGGCGACAGUCUUGUUAAUGAGGAGAUUGAGGACCCAAAGAAGAGGAACAUUCUGAAGAGCCUCAGGAGAACAGCCAAGAAAACAAGACCAAAGCCGCGUCCAUCGAUUCCCAAGCCCAUGGAGAGCUGUUACUUUGGAGUGCCACUAGCCAGUGUGGUCUCCCCAGACAGACCAAUUCCACUUUUCAUAGAGAAGUGCGUCCACUUCAUUGAGAAAACAGGCCUGAACACAGAGGGGUUGUACCGUGUGAGUGGCAACAAGUCCGAGAUGGAGAGCAUGCAGAAGCAGUUUGAACAAGACCACGGAUUAGACCUGGUGGAGAAAGACUUCGCCAUAAACACUGUGGCUGGAGCUCUCAAAAGCUUCUUCUCAGAGCUGCCUGAGCCCCUGGUGCCUUGUGCUCUGCAGGUGGAGCUAUUGGACGCUUUCAAAAUCAUGGACCGAGAGCAGAGGCUGUAUGCCAUGAAGGACGUCCUGAGGAAGUUCCCCAAGGAGAACUAUGACGUCUUCAGAUAUGUAGUGAGCCACUUGAACAGGGUGAGCCAGCUGAGCAGAGUCAACCUGAUGACCAGCGAGAACCUGUCCAUCUGCUUCUGGCCCACCCUCAUGAGGCCCGACUUCACCACGAUGGACGCCCUAACUGCCACGCGCACCUACCAGACAAUCAUCGAGACCUUCAUCCACCAGUGUGCUUUCUUCUACUACAACCAGCCGCUGAUCGACUCCCCGACGGGGCUCGGGGGCCUCCCCGCCUCGCCCACCACCACCCUGGGCGGGAGCUCCGCCUACUCCUGCUACCGCUCCUCGCCUCCCCACACCGCCGCGCACUUCAGCCCCCUGCAGCAGUCUCCGCCCACCACGCCACAGUCGCCCCUUCAGUCCCUGCUGCCGCCGCUCCACCAGCACCCCCACGCCCACCACCCUCCUGCUGAACAAGAGACACUGUGAGAGACGAUGACACCGCGUGUGCCCCAUGAUGAUGCUGGACCUUGUCACCGAUACACACAAAACGCAUUCAGACAUGAGAACAA
Molecule: messenger RNA, 5080 nt
Organism: Poecilia latipinna (sailfin molly)
Lineage: Eukaryota; Metazoa; Chordata; Actinopteri; Cyprinodontiformes; Poeciliidae
Gene: arhgap35b
Product: Rho GTPase activating protein 35b
Exons: 7
Coding region: 408-4997 (1529 amino acids)
Biological process (GO): regulation of axonogenesis; Rho protein signal transduction; regulation of cell size
Cellular component (GO): cytosol
Molecular function (GO): GTPase activator activity; GTP binding; GTPase activity
Source: RefSeq, a predicted model, not a curated record